Messenger RNA from Fragaria vesca subsp. vesca, 573 nucleotides. RefSeq names its product mitochondrial import inner membrane translocase subunit TIM8-like. NCBI's taxonomy places the organism in Eukaryota, Viridiplantae, Streptophyta, Magnoliopsida, Rosales, Rosaceae. The coding region runs from base 76 to 417 and encodes 113 amino acids. The record is from RefSeq and is a predicted model, not a curated record. The transcript has 3 exons.
UCUCAGAGCGUCCCUCUUUCUCUCUCUCUCUCAAGAAUUUGGAGAAUUUAUCGAAUUAGGAGGCACAAACGUGCAAUGGAUCACCACUCACUUGGUGCAAUGGAUCAACACCACUCACUCAAAUUUACUGCGAUGUCCGAAGUCAUCGAUAAAGCACAUACGGAUGCCUCAAACCAUGAGAUGAUCAACAUCAUCAGUGUAGAGCACCAUAGAGUGGUGGUCGCUGAGAUGGUGGAUAGGUUAACAAGUGCAUGCUGGGACAAGUGCAUCACCAGUACCACGCUUGGGAGCAAGUUAAGUUCCAGUGAAACAGCUUGCCUCUCAAAAUGUGUCCGGCGCUACAGGGAUUUGGGUUUAAUUGUGGAGAAGCAUUUACCGUACGACCAACCAGAGUUACUACCCAAUGGGAAGAUGUGAACCAGUUUCGCUGCUUCUGGUGUUCGUUAUGUAUCAGUUGAAAAAUGUUCUGUAAUUUGCAAACAGAGUUUCCCCCAUCUUCAUUUUCAACUUGGAACUACUGUAUUAGAUGUUUUUACAGCACCGGCAGUGUCACCUAAAAGUAAUUUCAUCAAA